Stereum hirsutum FP-91666 SS1 is the source of this 195-nucleotide messenger RNA. RefSeq lists its product as uncharacterized. The record is from RefSeq and is a predicted model, not a curated record. Bases 1 to 195 code for a protein of 64 amino acids. Lineage: Eukaryota; Fungi; Basidiomycota; Agaricomycetes; Russulales; Stereaceae. The transcript has 5 exons.
AUGAGGUUCCUCAACAAGGUACCGCAAGACGGCACUCAGGUCACUGAGAAGGCGAACAUACCAUGGAAGGAGCAAGUCAUCGGCUACGCACAGAAAACGAGGGGAACUGUGCUUGGAAAGAACGGAUUGAAGGACCACGGAGAUCAGAUCCUCCAAGGCGAGACCACUGCUCGGGAGCCCCCGCCCAAGGCCUAA